GGUUAAAAAAAAAAAGUAAAAACGAAAACGUACAGGCGCGCUUUAGAAAAAAUAUAAGAGACGAUGGCUGACUUAUUCGAAAGUCCUUUGCUAAUUCGGUCACCACAAGCCUGUGACAGACAGCGGAGCUUGAGCAUAAAUGAACCAGAAUCGGAUAUCGCAAAUGAAAGUGGAAACAUGGCUUAUGACAUUCCCAGACACCAUGAAGUAGUAGACGAAUACAGUCGUGAAUUGUACCGCAAGCAGCGAUGGCAGCUCAAUUACAAGGAGGCAGCUAUUUUCUUGCAGGAGGCUGAACAUAACGACAAGUACAACACACAUCCACGGGACCAUGAGGCUCUCCCAGCCUAUGAGGUGGCUCAUAACAGAUGGUUUCAUCUGCUUGAUUUUCUGGCCGCACUGUUGGUACUGGUGUUAGCAGUGUGCGAGAGGCCUGCAGUGUCCUACUUGAGUCUUCCUGUUGGAGUUCAUGGUUCACUGGAGCUGCUUGGUCUGUUGAUUCUGAGUCUGGAUCUGGGAAUUCGAGUGAAGUGGCUGGGCUGGAAGACCACCAUCACACACAGGCGGACACUGAUCAAGGCCUUAGCGUUACUGAUCAUGGUAAUCGAGGCUAUUGUGGUUCUAGUGAGACAGACCAACCAUUUCCGUGUCACACGUGCUGUACGGCCAAUUUUUGUCAUCCACUCACAUUACAGCAAAGGAAUCAGAAGAAUUACUCGGCAGUUAUUACAGUCCCUUCCACCCAUUCUUGACAUGAUAUUUCUGCUGCUGUUCUUCAUGUUGAUAUUUUCUAUACUAGGGUUUUAUCUAUUUUCUGAUAUUAAACGUGAUGGUGAAUAUUUUAACAAUAUACAGAACAGCUUUGUCAGCCUUUUUGUUUUGCUGACUACGGCAAAUUUUCCUGACGUGAUGAUGCCAGCAUACAGGACAUCUCGAUGGUAUUCCAUCUUUUUUGUCAUAUACCUCUCAUUAGAACUCUACUUUCUAAUGAAUUUGCUUUUAGCUGUUGUGUACGACACAUUUUCGAACCUGGAGAAAGCAAAAGUAAAAAAGUUGUUUUUCCACAAAAGAGAAGGCUGUCAGCAUGCAUUUCGACUUCUGACAACAAAGCAGAAUGUCACCAAAUUAAGUGUAAGACAUUUUGUAGGAAUGAUGAAAUUCUUCAAGCCAAAGAAAACUGUCAAAGAUUACUACCUCAUGUUCAAAACACUGAACACAAGCAAGACUGGUGGAUUGAGUCUUGAAGAGUUCUACAAAGUGUUCGAAGUGACUUCUUUAAACUGGAAGAUAAAAAAUGAUGAUUCAAUUUGGUCUUCCAAUUUCAGACACCCAUGCAAUGUUAUAUUCAGAGGAUUGAAUAAGUUUGUCAACUGGAAGUGGUUUGAUUACUUUAUUUAUUUAGUUAUUGCCUGCAACUUUGUGUGGAUUCUUGUUGAAACCAUCACUUUAUCAGCAAAGGAAAUUGAUGUUAAAUCAUACAAUUUCACUGCAAGCUGGAUUUCCAUAGUGUUUGUGUGUUUAUACUCUGUAGAAGCUGUUCUCAAAGUGCUGGGCAAGGGUCCAAAGGAAUACUUUACAUCAGGCUGGGACCUGUUUGACUUCCUGGUGACAGUAAUCAGCGUGAUUGGAGUUCUGCUGGAAAUCAUAGAUGAUACGUUCUAUUAUGUUAUUGCUCUCAGACCAUUUAGACUAUUGAGGUUAUUUAAAAUCAAGAGACGAUACAGAGAUGUUCUUGGCACACUGUUUGUCUUAUUUUCUCGGUUGACCAGCCUGGCAAUUGUAAUAUUGCUUUUGUACUACUUUUUUGCAAUAAUUGGAAUGGAGCUAUUUUGGAACGUUGACCUCCGGAACUGCUGCGUAAAUAGCAGUGUGGAAGAUUUUUACAAAGUAGACAACACUACUAAUUACUUUGAUGGCUAUUAUCUCAACAAUUUCAACAAUAUCCUUAUAUCUGCAGUGACACUGUUUGAGCUGACUGUAGUGAAUAACUGGUUUAUAAUUAUGGAAGGUUAUGCCAAGCAUGUAACUGAGUGGGCUAGAAUCUAUUUCAUGCUGUUCUACAUUACUAUGAUGGUGGUGAUGAAUAUUAUUGUUGCAUUUGUGUUGGAAGCUUUUUUGUUCCGUAUCCAGUAUGAAAGAAAGAUGAACCUUGAUAAUAUAGAAGAUCAUGGUGUGUAUAAAGAAGAAAUCUCUUUGACAGAGGAAGAGAGAGACAUGUGUGAGAGGAGAUAUGGGUUUCUGACUGGCAACUAUAUUGUGUCACAGGGUAAUCUGCCUGCUCCCUAUUUAUUCCGAGGAGAAAAAAUACGAAGUAAAGAGGACUACAGUCUGCUCAUGUACUCUGACGAGGUUCAGUCUUGGAUUGAUGAAGAAAACAAGAGAAGAUCUACAGUAAUAUCCACAAUGCAAGAAUUGCGUCAACGACCACGUCCAAAUUCAGAAAUUCUUAACAACAUGGAGGUCUGGGAAGAUUUGGAUUCCUCUUCCACAUCGUGAUUUGUCAGAGCUAUAACACCACAUUGUUACUGAAAGCUUCAUCUCUUUAUAUAACAUCUUUAAAAUGGGUAUGUUCUGGUCAAAUUACCCAUUAAACAAUCUAAUUCCAUUGUGCAAUCGGCCAAAAAUGUGACAUUUGCCAGAUCCUGUGAAAAAUUUAGUAACUGCAAUAGGACAGAAUUUAUUUGGCCCUGCAAUCAGCUUUUCUAGCCAUACAUGCUUUCAGUUAUGGCCAUGUGAGUUUCCCUGAACAUUUAAUAAAGUGGAGAUAAAGAGUAAUAAGACAUUGCAGAGCCCUCCGUGAUGCCUUUGUGUUACAUGUUCAAAUGCAUCUAUUGACUCCAAGAAAGGAAUGAAUGUUUAAUGACAGAGUCUUUGCUUUAUAUUCCAUGGUGGUACUUUUAGUUGGAACUUGAAGUUUAUAUUUAUAAAAUAAUUUUCAUUUGUCCGAUGCUUAUAAUAAAUGACAAUUGUUGGAAAUUAUAUCGCUAGGGAUAUAAAAUGACUGUUUCGUAUCAUGUUUACCAUCCUAUUGAUUAACCACUGAUGUUUUUAAACAACAUGGCCCUAUGAAGUUAAUUUAAAAGAAUGAAUAGACAACAUAUUUAUGUACUUAUGGCAUGAAGUUUCCCUUUGUCUUUCACUUGUAUUAACAUGCAUGAUUUACUCGAGUUUGGUACCGUAGUAUGUAUAGUAGGCUAUUGGUGUAUGAGAUCUUCCUCAUUUGGGGAUUGGGGUGGGUGCUGUGUAAUCAUAGGCACUGAUUUAUCAUACUGAUGUCUUUUACUAGCACAGACUUUUAUAUAUAUAUUUAAAGAACUUUAUAGUUUUAUUAAUGUUUUAGUGUUUAGACAUUUUAUACACAGUUUACUAGCGAGUUAAUAGUAUAUACACUGUAUACUGAUUUUCCCCACCCUCCCCAUCCUAUACAUCUAUCACUUGAAUAUUCUUCACACCCCAUAUAUUUUGCCAAUUGUUCAGCAGUUCUGUCCUGCCAUAAAAAAAAAAAAUGGGUCAAAUUGCAGUGUGUACUUUUUACUCAAUAUUCACAAAAAUUAUACCAUUCCACUGGCAUAGGAAGGGGAGGCUGCAAUGUUUUUAUAUAUAUAUAUACAUAUAUUUAUAUAUGUGUAUGCCCCCCCCCCCCCCCCCUUUUGGCACCUUCCUAUGACCAUGCAUUCACUUUACGAAUAAUAGUGAAUAAACUGUAAAAUACAAUGAUAAUUUUUUCGCAUUUUGAUGAUGCCAAAAUAAUAUCUGUUAAUUGUAUUUAUUGUAUAGUUUUUGUCCAUUCUAACUUUAAAAACAUCAUAUUAUAUAUGCAAAUGGAAAUGUAAACUGUUGGGGACAGGAACACAGGUAAAAAUGGUGUAUGUGGGGGAAAAGUUAAACCUUCGUCAGCGGAACACGAUUCUCUUUUAACAGUUUGUUAUGUCCACCUUCAAUUAAGAAACGUUUAGGAAGGGAAAAAGUAUCCACUUACGGCAGGUGACUGCCAAUUACAGGUGGCUGCCAGGAUAGGUUUGACUGUAUAUGAUUAAUAUAUCAAACACCAAUUUUCAAGUGAAGAUAACACAGUUAAGAGAAUCAUGUUUCUCUGAUGAAGGCAGCUGGAUGUAACUGUAAAUUAAAUAAUGAAAUAUUUAAAUAUUGAUAAAUAUGCUAAUGUUAUUUGUAUGUAAAGAAAAUUAUUGCAAUUCACAAGAGUUGAGAUGUUCAAUUAAUGUGAUGUCUGUAGUUGCUACGGAUUUGGUACUGUUAUAUUUUUAUUGCUACAUUACCAUAUGUGUUGCAGUUUCUAGCCAACAUUUUAACAGCAUCAAAUAAGACAAUACAGUUUUCAGUUUUUAAAAUUACUUGUCAUAUAUUGUAUUAUAUAACUCAGGGCAGAAUUUCUGGCUUUUAAUCAGUGAAAUAAUACUUUGUACUAUGGGAAUAACAAUUUUUUUAGCAUUAUUUUCAUUAAUGACCGAUUUCAGUGAUAUUUUCAGAUAUUUCUCUUAUUAAUAAUAAAUGUUGCAUUUUUUAAAAACAAAUCAUGCUGUGUUACAUGACAAUUUCAGGGUUGAAUAUUAUGUUACGGUUGACUAAGAAUUUAACUAAGAUAGUCCGUUGGGUGACCUUCGAUUUUAGGGUCUGGCGAGUAUGCAUGGUACCAGUUUUUAAAAAACACACUGAAACUGAAUCGAAUGUGACAACACACUGUGCUGGCGCAAACUACAUAAGUACACUUUUAUAUAUUGUAAUAUAAUAACACAGUACAACAUAUACUUUAGGAAAAUGUUUGUUUUGUUUCGGGGGUUUUCACAGCUUUAUUUUUCUUUCGACAUCCCUUCACAAUUAUUCAUUACGAAGUUGCAUGCCAAUUCGUCAGUUUCCUUUUGAUGUAAAUAGACUAUAUACCAGGGGUGGGGAAAAGCCCUUUUCUCCCGGUCUGGGACCGAUUCUCGAUCUCUGAGACCGAAACUAUUUUUUUAAAACGUGUGUUUGCCGGUCCCACUUUUGUCAUUCUUGUCGG
Messenger RNA from Gigantopelta aegis, 5014 nucleotides. Its product is annotated as two pore calcium channel protein 1-like. NCBI's taxonomy places the organism in Eukaryota, Metazoa, Mollusca, Gastropoda, Neomphalida, Peltospiridae. Gene Ontology annotation, molecular function: monoatomic ion channel activity; voltage-gated channel activity. The transcript has 26 exons. The record is from RefSeq and is a predicted model, not a curated record. Gene Ontology annotation, cellular component: endosome membrane; lysosomal membrane. Bases 64 to 2496 code for a protein of 810 amino acids. Gene Ontology annotation, biological process: monoatomic ion transport; transmembrane transport.